Messenger RNA from Lampris incognitus (smalleye Pacific opah), 1317 nucleotides. RefSeq names its product G protein-coupled receptor, class C, group 5, member Ba (gene gprc5ba). Gene Ontology annotation, molecular function: G protein-coupled receptor activity; protein kinase binding; protein kinase activator activity. Lineage: Eukaryota; Metazoa; Chordata; Actinopteri; Lampriformes; Lampridae. The record is from RefSeq and is a predicted model, not a curated record. Gene Ontology annotation, cellular component: extracellular exosome; signaling receptor complex; intracellular membrane-bounded organelle. Gene Ontology annotation, biological process: G protein-coupled receptor signaling pathway.
CCCCGUUCUCCGCUCCUGCUCCUCUCUAUGACCCAUCAUAUUCACGGCCAGGACUCGGAGGAUACCUCUGGCACUUUGCCCCGGGGCUGUGGAUGGGGCCUGGUGCGCCCCUAUACCCUUCUCUGUGACCUGGACUCCAUAUGGGGCGUGGCUGUUGAGUCGGUAGCUGCUGGCGGGGCGUUGGCGUCCAUCUUGCUGGCACUGGUCCUACUCUGCCGUUUACGCCACGUCAGCGAGGCGGAGAAGCGCAGUGGCGUCGGGCCCGUUCUCCUGCUGCUCCUCGGUAUCCUAGGCCUGUUUGCCCUGAGCUUUGCCUACCUAAUUGAGCAGGACGAGUCACUGUGUCUCCUCCGCAGGGCUCUUUGGGGCCUCCUCUUCGCGGUCUGCUUUUCCUGCCUGCUGGUACAAGGUGUUCGUCUGCGCAGGUUAGGCCGGGAGCGUCGGAGCCCGGGGGGAUGUGCCCUCACAGGCUUGGCCUUGGGUUUGAGUUCUGUGCAGGGCAUCAUCGCUGCUGAGUGGCUGCUUCUGACCGUGCUGAGAGAAGGCCGUGCUGCCUGUCAGUACUUGCCUCUGGACUUCUCGCUCGCCUGCAGCUAUGUGCUAGCCCUUCUGCUAGCUGCAUUAACCGCCGCCUCCCUGGCGCUGUGCGGUAAGACGUGCCAGUGGCGCUGCAAUGCCGUCUGGCUGUUGGUGACCUGCCUGCUGUCUCUGCUCCUCUGGGUUGCCUGGGUCGGUUUCUACCUAUGCAAUGCCUGGCUGGGGAGGUCCCCUGACUGGAGACCGGCCCUGGCAAUAGCUCUGGUGGCCCAGGGCUGGCUGCUGUUGCUCUUCCACGCUAUCCCCGAGGCCCACAUCUGCCUGAGACCCCCGCCACAGCCCACCGCCCCCGACUACUUCGACACCUCCCAGAACUCAACGCGGAUGAGGGAGACCAGCUUCGACGAGGACAUCCCCCUCUCCCACAGGCAGUUUGUGGAGAACCAGGGCUACGGAUACAACGACGAGAACACUGCAGGCCUGAGGAGCGGUGGUGGCCACCAUAACGGUAACACUGGCGCCAGGCCCAGCGCCCCCUUCCGCAGUAACGUGUACCAGCCCACCGAGAUGACCAUGAUCCUGAACGGGGGGAGCGGUGAGUACAGCAUCACAGUCACAGAUUGCUACCGUAUGGGUAAGGUCUCGCACACUGGGCAUACUGAAAUAGAAGUGGAGUGGUGGGCCUGCUCCGAGCCCAGACAGGUCUUGUCCCACCGGGCCAGACUCCACUCAACGGCUCUCCGGGAUCGGGACCAAGCCGUGGGCCCCCAGAUCCUUUAG